Aspergillus oryzae RIB40 is the source of this 1548-nucleotide messenger RNA. RefSeq names its product FAD-dependent oxidoreductase. The record is from RefSeq and is a predicted model, not a curated record. The transcript has 4 exons. Gene Ontology annotation, molecular function: FAD binding. NCBI's taxonomy places the organism in Eukaryota, Fungi, Ascomycota, Eurotiomycetes, Eurotiales, Aspergillaceae. Bases 1 to 1548 code for a protein of 515 amino acids.
AUGACAUUGCGAUCGAUUUCGGGGGACAUAAACCCUCACAAAUUUAGAGUGGUCAUUGUUGGCGGCUCAAUCGCCGGCCUGACUCUGGCCCAUGCUUUAGCUGCCAAGAAAAUUGACUUUGUCAUUCUCGAGGCUCGUGAGGAAAUCGCUCCAAAUGUUGGCGCAAGUAUUGGCUUCACCGGUAACGCCCACCGGAUCCUGGACCAACUCGGUGUGUGGGAUGAACUUGCGGAACUCGCAACCCCCAUAAUCCACAACUAUGCAUGGAAUGAUAAAGGCCAUCAACUUGGUUACACGGAAGCCUUUAAGCUAUCUCAAGUUCGCCAUGGAUACCCAGUUAUUUUCCUUACGCGACAGCAAACACUGCACGUGCUCUGGGAUAAGUUGCCUGACAAGAGCCGUGUUCUAACUGGUAAAAAAGUAGUGAAGAUGGAGCAAUCCACUACUGAAGCAACGGUGCAGUGCCUUGAUGGGUCUACCUACACGGGUGAUAUCGUUGUUGGUGCCGAUGGGGUGCAUAGUAUUAUUCAUAAAGAGAUGAGUCGACAAAUGGAAACGAUUCAGCCGAAAGAUUCAUUGCGCUCUGAAAAUAAGGGAAUGGUCAUGCAAUAUCGCGGUGUCUUUGGUAUUUCAUACUCGGUUACAGGGAUCAGAGAAGGAGAGAUGCACAAUGUCUUUGUAAAGGGGGCUUCGGUCCUUGUUAUUGGCUGUAAGGACCAUGUGUUUUGGAUUGUUGGAGUCAAGAUGGAAAGAACAUACUACGCCUCAGAAGCUCUUCGUUUCGAUCCGUCGCAACUGGAAGAUAGCCUUGCAUUUUUGAUGAACAAAUACGUCUGCGCAGGAGUUCAAUUUAAGGAGGUAUACCAGCGAACUAUUCGAUGUAAUCAGCUGCCUCUUGAAGAAGGUAUGUUUAAACGAUGGAAUUGUGGAAGGGUAGCUUGUAUCGGGGACUCGGUACACAAGAUGACUCCCAAUCUUGGCCAGGGAGGAUGCUGUGCGAUAGAAGAUGCCGCAACCCUGGCCAAUGCAAUAAUAGAAAUUGUGGAAAUCCCAGAAAAACAGCAGCUUCCAAAUAUCGAAAGCAGAUUGAGCUCCUGGGCAACUGCGAGCAAGCCUAGGAUGAAGCUUAUUUGUACGCUCUCAGAGAGUGUGAUUCGGAUGCAAUCGCUUGAUAAUGUGGUCUAUGAGAUUACCGGCCCAAUCUUUUCCAAGUACUAUAUGGACGCCUUUGCAGAUCUCAUAUCAGACAUGGGCGUGGGUGGAGAAUGCAUAUCUUUUCUACCUCUACCAGAACGUCAGCGCACCGGGACGAUGCCGUUUGGAAAACGGCAUUAUAUCGGGGCCCCCAUUAUACCAUCCGGCCGUCUGCUUUGGACCAUCCCGCUUCUGAUGUGCUUAUUCUUAAGCAUCAUUACGUCUCCGGGAAAGUCCUCAGCUUCGAGCUCUUGGGACGUUUAUUCUGUGGUUGCAGACUUGGGAAUUUUCCAGGCUAUUUGGGCCAUGGAGAGCGCAAGACUUUGCAACGCCAUAACAUUCAUGAGCUUGUAA